Molecule: messenger RNA, 942 nt
Organism: Aspergillus clavatus NRRL 1
Lineage: Eukaryota; Fungi; Ascomycota; Eurotiomycetes; Eurotiales; Aspergillaceae
Product: pinin/SDK/memA domain protein
Exons: 4
Coding region: 1-942 (313 amino acids)
Cellular component (GO): catalytic step 2 spliceosome
Source: RefSeq, a predicted model, not a curated record
AUGGCAGAAGAAACACUCGCAUCUGCGGUUGCAGUGCCUGAACAGGACCACUUGGACGUAUCACCGGAGACCCGUCCCAAGCGAAGGAAUUCCUCUAUUGCGGGUACUGAUCCAGAUACCAAGCGUCGCCGACUCAGCACUCAAGACGAGGAGGGCGACUCGACUACAGCUCGCCGAACAUCGUCUCCCGAUCCCGUAGAACAGAGACCACCUCGCAGGGAGAGUCGACAAGUUAAAGGACGCGAUGAGGAACGUAAGCGUGGACAGCGAUUAUUCGGCGCACUACUGGGAACGCUCUCCCAAACCCCCAGUACAACGGCUCAGAGACGACGCGCAGAUAUUGAGCGAAAACAGCAGGACAAAUUGAAGCUCCAGGAGGAAGAGUACGGCGAGCUGAAGAAGAAGAAGAGGGAGGAGCGAGCAGCCAUCCGGAAGAAACAACAGAGAUACUAUGAAGAGGAAUCGUUGCGAACCCGCCACUCGAAUUUGUUGGCAAUGGCACAUUUCUUGAAGACGAAAUCAGAGCCAGUAUUAUACUACAAACCGUGGGAACUGCGCCCCGAAGACGAGGAUGUAAUACGCAACCAGAUUGAAGAAACAGAAGCAACAAUCUCUCGAGAACGCACUGAGUUUGAAGCACGCUAUCCACCCGGAGAUGAAGGAGAGCCUAAGAAGGAAGAUGAUGGGGCCGAACGGAGAGAAUCAGAAUCGCAAGACCAGGCCCCGCUGCCCGACGCGGAUAUCACGGAGCAGCCCAAAGACACAACUCAAGGAAGCUCAGACAAGGCGGAUGUUGAAACAAACCAUGACGGAGGUACGGAGACUGCUCCACCUGAUACUACACCUGUAUCAGUCAGUCAUAACGAUUCAGAUGUACAUCGGGCACCUGAUGAUGAUGGGGGAGAAGUGGUUGAGGACAACGAAGAUACGGUAAUCUAUUAA